This is a messenger RNA of Cimex lectularius (bed bug), 3896 nucleotides long. RefSeq names its product transmembrane protein 138. The transcript has 4 exons. Lineage: Eukaryota; Metazoa; Arthropoda; Insecta; Hemiptera; Cimicidae. The record is from RefSeq and is a predicted model, not a curated record. Bases 3086 to 3610 code for a protein of 174 amino acids. Gene Ontology annotation, cellular component: cilium.
GCUACUGAACAAAAUUUGGCAAUUUCGAACAGAAAGGAAAACAAAACAUAUCGUAUUAUUAAAAAAAGGCUUUUAGCCGCUUUGUCGUGCCUAUUCGUCAAAACAAGAGUCAAAUUUCAAAAAUACAACUCCAUUUUAAAUCCUGUUUUUAUCGGUCCUGCAGUGGUAUUAUGAACCAUGCCAUUCCAGUCACUGGUCUGGACUAACUGGUUCAUUUUAGGUCCAGCUUUUCCUAUCACCUACCUACUAUAAUCUAUUAUUAACCAAACGGUAAUUUUUAUUAUGAAUAAUAAACUCUAUUGAGAGACUUAUUUUGAAGUUUGCGGGUUAUGCCUUGUAGUUUGUCUGCCUAUCAUCGUUGUUUUGGUCUAUAAAACGCUUUCUCCUUCUCGAAAUCUUCAUUAAUGGUCUCUCGUGUGAACAGAAACCAGAGGACUUAUAAAAAAAGAUAAGAAUAUUUUUAGACUUCUUGUUAGGAAAAAUCGAGUGAUGAACCUGGAGUACGGAGGUGCUCGAUCAUUUUGGUCUGCCUACAUUCGCUGUUUUGGCCUAUUAAACGCUUUUAUCUUCUCUUCAUCUUCAUUGGUGGGUCGGUCAAGUGUACAGAGAUCAGAGACUGAUAAGAAAAGACGAAUAAUAAUAUUUAUAAAAUAUUUCUUGUUGAGCAAAACCGAGCAAUGUACCUGAAGUUCGGAGAUGUUUCCGAUCAUUUUGGUCUGCCUACAUUCGCUGGUUUGGCCUGUUAAACGCUUUUAUCUUCUCAACAUCUUUAGUGGUGGGUUGUCAAGUGAACAGAGACCAAUAAGAAUAGAAGAAUAAGGUCAUUUAUAACAGAGAUUUUUAUUGGAGUCUGACCGGGUGAACCUGUAAUUUGGUCGUUUUGGCAGCCAAAUCUUUGGUAUUUUAGUUUAUCGGACGCAUUCUGCUUCUCGCCAUCUUCAGUGGGUCUGUCGCCGAAACUAGCGAGAAUAUACUGUUUAUAUUGUUUAUAAUAGCAUCCCUGAAUAUUCACAUUUUUUUAAAUUUACGAUCAACCUGUGUCUGGGUUAUAACUCGGUACUAUUACUUGCAGGAAUUUGUUUUGCAUCGUACGCCUAUGUACGAUUAAAAAAAGUUUAAUCACAAAUUUCUCCUUGAGUUAUGAGGGAUUUGGUCAUUUUUGGCUGUCUGUCUUCGCGGUCUAUCGUCGGUUGGUCAUUCCCGAUCGUUUUUGUCUGCCAAUCUUUGCUGUUUUGUUCUGUAGGACGCUUUGUCCUUCUCGCCAUCUUCAACAGAAGGUUGGUCACCGAACCCUGUGAAAAUAUACUAAUAAGAAUAUCUAAUAGUGAGAUUUCUUGUAGGGUGGCGUCGAACCGGGUGACGAACCAAAUUUGGUCUUUUUCUAUCAUUUUGGUUCGCCAACCCUCGCUGCUUUGGUCUUUUAGGCACGCUUCGGCUUCUCGCCACAUUCACUAGUAGGUUUGUCACGGAAACCAGCAAGAACAGACAGAUGAGAAAAUUUAUAAUAGAUUUCUUUUUGGAGUAUGGUGGUGAAUCUGUAGUUUGGUCAUUUAUGAUUAUUUUUGUCAGACUAUCCUCGUCGUUUUGGUCCAUCAGACGCUGUCUGCUUUUCGGCAUCUUUAGCGGUGUGUAUGUGUUGAUGCCUCGACCUAUUAAUGACCUUGACUAGUUUUAGUUUAUUCGUUUUGCAUGGAUGGGUUUUUGAAUUCAGGGAUGGAGUCUAAUCGGGUGAUGAAUCUGCAGUUAGCUCAAUUUGGGAGUGCUUAUCCUCAAUUUUUACUGUCCGGCACGUUUCGGUUCCUCUACAUCUUCAGUAUAUGUCACAGAACUGAUAUGGCUAUUUAUAAUAGUAAGAUUUCUUGUUAGAAUCUAACCGGGUGAUGAACCUGCAGUGUGACCAUUUUUGUAUGGCAAACCUUGUUGUUUCGGUCUGACAGACGCUUUCUCCUCCUCGACAUCCUCAUUGGUAGGUCUGUCACCGAAACCAGCAAUAAUAUACGGAUUAAAAUAUUUAUAAUAGUUAUUCUUGUCUACCGGAUGUGAUAAACCUGUAGUUGAUAGUGUCCGAUCUUUUUAUUCUAUCGCUGUUUUGGUUUAUUUGACGUGUUUGAUCUUCUCGCCAUCUUUAGUGGUGAGUGUGUCAUGAGACCAGCAAGAAUAGAAAGAUAUUUGGAAUAAUAAGAUUUUUUCUCGGGGUCAACAGGGUGAUUAAUUUAAUGCAUUUUCAUCCCUUAUCAACAUCUAUUCAUGAUGAUUUGAGUGGUUUAAAGCUACCUUAAAUCAUGUCUCGAACGACAAUCAAAUGACCGAACAUCUGAACUUAGAUGAUCGAAGAUCAACUCAGAUUCAUCACUCUCAGACCACACCAAAAUGUGUCCCAAUCCAACAUUCUGAUGCAGUCUAAUGUCCUUUUUUUCUUUUUCAAAGCGUGUUUUACAGAAAAGGGACAGAAAUGAAAACAGCGACGACAGCCAGCCCAAAAUGGUUCCCUAUUCUCCCGGGUUGUUCCUCUAUGAGUUUUAAUAAGUAAUUCAAUGACAAAACAUAAGAAAAAGUACUGCAGGAAUCAAACUUAGCAAACUGUGUUGACAAAAAAACCAACGAGGAUGGCCAGACCGUAUUGAUGGACAACACUAUUCCGUUGUCAUAUCACAUGAUUUUAAAGCUUUUAUUAGAAGGAGAGAUGCUAUCCCAUUAGAAAAAGCACUUCAGGCAGCUAACUUUUCAAAUAAUGAGAUUUCACCGUCCUAUCCAUUUCAGCGGUAACUGCCGUGCCACACCCUGCUUAUACUCCUGACCCUGAACGAAAAGACCGAAGAUUAAAAUGAAUGCAUGAAUUCUUCUCGUGAAAUAUUUUAAACAAUCAACCAACGCGCAAUUUUGCAUGUAUUUUGACCAGUUAAUAAUUUAUGGGACCUUUGGCCACCCUCACACCUUGGCGUGUACUUCCCACCUUUCGUCUCUAGUCGUCAUAGAUACACAACAAUAACAAUAAACCUCGUCAACAAAGGGAACAUAUGUUGUUUGUUUGUUGUUGAAUUUUUUUUUUUAGAACCGAUAAAAACUUGAGUUUUCGUUCUAAUAAAUGGCGGACCCGCCCAGCACAGGAUGUUAUUGUUGUAUAUUUUCCUCCAUGGCCAGUUUGCUCAUUCAAGAUAUAGCCAUCAACGUUUUGGCGACGAAGCCGUUCAUCAGGAACGGAUUUUUUAAGAUUCUAUUCAUCGGCAUAGUCCAGGUUGCGACUAUAAUUGCUACAUUUUUCAUAUUUGGUUAUUGUAUAUUCAGAACCUACGUUGCCAAGGCUGGGUUUUUGGGGAUUCUUUUUAAAAGGUUUAGAGCAACAGUAGUCAUCACAUUGGUGUAUUUAGCUCUCACGGUACUACUCCAUUUGAUUUCUCUCUUCAAUAAGUUGAUAGGCAAUCUCGACAAUAAAUGGCCUACGUACCUUGAAACAAUUUUCUUCUUCCACAGAUUUACGUCAAUGUUGUGGUACUAUACUUGCAAAAGAGCGAUUCUAAGACUUGCUGAUCCAAGGUUUUACGAUGAAGAAUGGGUCAGGCAUGCGUUUGUGCAUCAUGAAUCUUCAUUAGCUCCAAAACCGUUUAACUAAAAAGAGCUGUGAUUUAAUUUGCAACAAAAAAUCAAAAUACCUCUAGCUCAAUUAUUUAUACAUAAAUAACACUAAAAGAAUUUCUUUAUAUGUUUUUACUAAUAAUAAUUUGCUCAAAUAAAUAAAAAUGAAUUAAAAUCAAAUCCUGCUGUUUUUUGAUAUACAAGGGUUCAGGGUAUAGAUGAAAAAUAUUGUAAAAACUGAAAAAUUGCAGUCAAAUACAAAUAAUUUUAUAAUACUGUACAUAUAACAGAAAGACAUAAAUACAGACACUUAUGAAAACACU